Molecule: messenger RNA, 1023 nt
Organism: Wallemia mellicola CBS 633.66
Lineage: Eukaryota; Fungi; Basidiomycota; Wallemiomycetes; Wallemiales; Wallemiaceae
Exons: 2
Coding region: 284-859 (191 amino acids)
Source: RefSeq, a predicted model, not a curated record
ACUACCACAUACGCCACACGACUUGUAUUUGGGUGAAUCAGUUUGUUUCAAGCGGUAGCGAUAUGACUUAGUAGUGGGGAACUAUCUGAUUUAGAUAAGUGCUGAACUUACAGCGUCAACUAAUUCUUAGUUAUAAACAUAUAAAUAGUAAUAUGAGGACAGUAAGGUACAAGCGGACGGUCAAAUAUACGAAAGAAUAAGGUUUUUUUAUAGAAACGAGAUAAAAUAAUCGAUAUCAAAAAAUUAUAUAGCAUUAUAAGACAAUAUAUCCGAAUACAGGAGAAUGAGAGCGGGUUUCAGAAACAUAAAAAAGACAUUGUUUCUUCAAUUGAUAGUAAUUAUGACUUUAACUAGUUCUGUCUAUGCGGAAGGAAUCUUAGCUACUAAAGGUCGAGAAAAUAAUAUAUUGCAGUGGAUCAAGUGGGUUUUGCUAGACGCUGACACAUCCAACUUGAGAGCGGGAAUAGUAUCAUUGUACAUCGGCACUUCCUUCAUUGAAAAUGAAUGUAAUAGAAACGAACAAGGUAAAAUAAUAAACGAGGAAGGGUGUUUGAUCAACCUGGUUGUAGGGUGUAUUUUUAGUGUUUACGCAAUUUAUAGAUUGGGAGAUGGAUUUUUCAAUCAUGAAGUUACUCAACUUAUGCAAUUUGAAGGGAGUAAUAGUUCGAAAAGCGCAAUGAACUCGUCGAGACUUCCUAUCAAGAGCCAGUAUCGAGUAAGAGAGGUCCUUAGGAAAUUUACACUAUACCUCAGCUCGACCUGGAGUAUGGAGAUUUAUUGUAUAAUUAUACUGAUGACUGAAAUGACUGUUCGACUGUUUAUAUGGAAGGCGAAAACAAUACCCGCUAUGUUAGGCUAGUGUCUAGGCUUAAGUUGUAUAUAAUAUGUAUAGACAAGAUACUGAUAACAAAUAGAUAACAUUUAUUAUCGAACAUGGGAUAGAAGUUUAGAGGUUUGGGGUUUCUUCGCAGACGUGUGGAAAAUGUUAUGAAAACCCUGUCUUACAAAAUAGCUGAAUAUGUA